Heteronotia binoei (common prickly gecko) is the source of this 3215-nucleotide messenger RNA. It is a transcript of the gene BCL2L13, whose product is annotated as BCL2 like 13. Gene Ontology annotation, biological process: apoptotic process; regulation of apoptotic process. The coding region runs from base 208 to 1620 and encodes 470 amino acids. The transcript is spliced from 7 exons. Gene Ontology annotation, cellular component: mitochondrion. The record is from RefSeq and is a predicted model, not a curated record. Lineage: Eukaryota; Metazoa; Chordata; Lepidosauria; Squamata; Gekkonidae.
AGUGGACAAUGGUGUGUCCUGUCAGUCUGUAACUCUGUUGUGUUCACGGAGAGUUUCUGCCUGUGGAGUGUGCGUGUGUUGCACAUUUGGACUGCCUUGCUUCCAUCAUUUGCUUGCAACAGGAUUUACUCAUCAGUUGUGUUCAGGUCUUGAACAGAGGAGAAACAACGUGGUCUAUCAUCCUGUGUAGCUUUGGGAGCCAACCAGAUGGCAUCUUCUACUUCUGUGCCUGUAGGUUUUCACUAUGAGACAAAAUACGUUGUCCUCAGCUAUUUGGGUCUCUUGUCCCAGGAGAAGCCUCAGGAACAGCAUUCUCUGCCAACUCAAGAUCCAUCUACAGGCUCCCAGGCUUUAGAUAAGGAGGUUCUGGAGAAAGUUAAAGCAGAAAUUGAGGAAGAAUUGAAACAUCUUGAUGAAGAAAUUUUGGAAGCCUUUACCAGUACAGGAUUUGACUGCCACACAUCUCCAGUAUUCAGUCCUGCUGACCCAGAGACUUCAAUAGAAGACUGUUUAGCUCAUCUGGGAGAGAAAGUAUCCCGAGAACUGAGGGAACCCCUUCAAAAGGCAUUAGAGAUCCUACUUAGCAAGCCAGUGACUUACCAGGAAUACAGGGAAAGGACGCAGGAGGCAGCAGCCCUUGCGACUGGGUGGAGCAAGGUUUUAGUGCCUUUGGUGAUCCUUCAGCAGUUCUUAAUGGAGCUCACAAGACGGGGCCAGGAGCCGCUUGGCGCGCUGCUACAGUUUGGCGUGACCUACCUAGAAGACUAUGUUGCAGACUACGUCAUCCAGCAAGGAGGAUGGGGCACUGUCUUUAGCUUGGAUUCUGAAGAGGAGGACUACCACGGACUCAUUGCCGAGGACAGCAAUGACAUCUACAUCCUAACUAGUGACAACUCGGGCCAGGUGAGCCCUCCUGAAUCGCCCACAGUGACCACAUCUUGGCAGUCGGAGAGCCUGCCUGUCUCUUUGUCAGCUAGCCAGAGCUGGCACACCGAGAGCUUGCCCGUGUCUUUGGGCCCUGAGUCUUGGCAACAAGUGGCCAUGGAAACGGAAGAAGUGAAGAGUUUGGACAGUAACGGAGGUGGGGAAGAGAGGAGCGAAAACAACUCCUCCAAUUCUGAUAUUGUUCACGUUGAGAAGGAAGAGAUUCCAGAGGGGGCUGAGGAAACGUCACCACCUCAAGCGGCUCCUCUGACUGAAACCGCAAAGCAGGAUGCUGCAGAUGCUCCAGCCGCCUUGCUGGAGGCGGUGUCGGAAGCCGAAAUCGUGUCGAUUACAGAAGUAAGCCUCUCUGCAGCAAUGCCUACUGAACAGCAGGAGGAGGGAAAGGCAAGAGAGGAGCUGGAACCCGAAACUCCAGCACUGAGCAAGCCUGCUAAGACACCAUCUCCUGUAGAGGAAAAGGCUCCCUCCAAACCUGAGAGAAUACUGCCUCCAGAAGAGGAAGCGGAGGCAAGGAAGGAAGGCUAUUCUGAAGAAAAGGAAGAGAAGUCCCCUGACGGAGAAGAGAAACCCAUCCUCUUGCCAGAAGGGAAAUCGAUUCUGCUAUAUGGUGGGGCAGCAGCGGUAGCCAUUCUGGCGGUGGCAGUGGGCGUGGCGCUGGCGUUGAGGAAGAAGUAAUGAACUUCACUCGGAUCCACAUUUAGUUGCAUUGACUGAAGGUUGAGAUGCCUACUGUCGGGGAAAUCUAUGUAACUUAAAAGGGUGGUGGGGCAAAAGGUGUCCACUGUAAGGUUUAAGUCUAGGGACAAUCGUGUUUUUAGUGUACUGGGACUGGAGCUUCCUGAUUAAACCAAUUGGGGUGUUGUUGUUUUUUUUAAAAAAAGAACCCCACACAUGUAAAGUAUCUGUGUACAAAUGAGGAAAGUGAAUGUUUAUACACUGGAACCUGGAACCUAAAAUUCCAGGGCAAUGGGAGAGUCAGUGGCUACCUCCUGGAGGUUUUCCUUACAUAGCUGCUAUUGCAGCUUUUUUGGGUUUCCCCCUUCACCUCUUGAAUGAGAGGUGCCUCAGUCCGGUAGCAUGAGGCUGGUCUCCCUUUUCUGCCUCAGCUUCCUCAGGUGCACUGCGCUGCUCCUGCUGACCUCCCAGUUCUCUCUUUUAAGCCCCAAUGGGGUUGUGCUUCUUCAAUACCUCUUUGCUUUCUACUUUUCCUGCCUCCCCUUCCCCAAAUACUUCCUAAGCCCCCCCCCCCAAACCUUCAAAAGCUCUGCUGCUCUCUAGCAGAGUUCUCAGUGUUCUCUAAUGGUGGGUGGAGGAAGUACAUUUCCCAGAGAUGAAUUAGGAUGCUGUUGUUGGGGGGAAAGGUAGAUGUUCAUUGAGUGCCCUCCCCCAAUAUGUAUUUUGUCAUUUCAGUGAUCCCCGUUGAUGCAAUGCCUCUCCCCUUUAAUCCCUACUGCUUUAUUGCAAUUGUUUUGGUAGGGCAAAAGAUCUGACCACCUUCUUGUAAUGGAUGCAGAGGGUGAUGAUGGAAAUGUUACUAACCCAGUAUUCAUAUAAGCAAAAAAAGCCUAAGGGCUGACUUGGCACCAUUUGUGAAAUAACGUAAGCACAGACUCGCUCCACCUCUUUCUCUGCAUUUGCACAGCGUUCAAGGGUGGGUUGCAGUUUAGCCUUAAAUUGACCUUGGCCGCUGCCAGAUGAGCAAAUACAAGGUCUUCCAAGAAACUGGUCUCCAGUCUGAACCGCAUGAUGCUGUACCUUCCAGUUAAUUGCCUAGCAGCUCCUGAGUGAUGUUGCAAAAGCCAGCAGUCUUGUGUGGCUCAUGUGAACUUCUUGGGUGACUGUUAUGUGUAGAGAGUUUGGAGAAGUACACAGAAAAGGUGGAUAAAUUAAAACCAAAUAUUUCUCCCCCUCCAGGCACGCUUAAUUCUGGCCUGUGACAUGGUAGACAUAUCCCCUCUCUUUCACCCCCUUUCCACUUAGUUUCUCAAUAAAUGAUGCUGAGGGAUUUCCCCCCCCCCCCCCAAUUUCCUGGUGCCCUUGUUUUUGGAUAUGAUUCUGCACAGCAAUCGGGUACCUUGGUGUAGAUUUUUCUGUAGGUAGCAUUAAAGUGUAGAGUUAGGUAUUUUUUUCUCUUAAACCUUUGCCAUAGCUGCCUUUUCCUGUUACCUUCUGUAGAUCAGAUGAUCAGGAAGUUCCUAAAUUUCUUCAUUCAGAUGUGGUUUCCAGCUUUCUAUUCAUGUAAAUAAAAAACAUCUCAAAUUAUUACAUGA